Messenger RNA from Pan troglodytes (chimpanzee), 1666 nucleotides. It is a transcript of the gene TUBA1A, whose product is annotated as tubulin alpha 1a. Lineage: Eukaryota; Metazoa; Chordata; Mammalia; Primates; Hominidae. The record is from RefSeq and is marked provisional. Gene Ontology annotation, molecular function: structural constituent of cytoskeleton; GTP binding. The transcript is spliced from 4 exons. Gene Ontology annotation, biological process: microtubule-based process. Bases 100 to 1455 code for a protein of 451 amino acids. Gene Ontology annotation, cellular component: microtubule.
AGGUUCUCUUACAUCGACCGCCUAAGAGUCGCGCUGUAAGAAGCAACAACCUCUCCUCUUCGUCUCCGCCAUCAGCUCGGCAGUCGCGAAGCAGCAACCAUGCGUGAGUGCAUCUCCAUCCACGUUGGCCAGGCUGGUGUCCAGAUUGGCAAUGCCUGCUGGGAGCUCUACUGCCUGGAACACGGCAUCCAGCCCGAUGGCCAGAUGCCAAGUGACAAGACCAUUGGGGGAGGAGAUGAUUCCUUCAACACCUUCUUCAGUGAGACGGGUGCUGGCAAGCAUGUGCCCCGGGCAGUGUUUGUAGACUUGGAACCCACAGUCAUUGAUGAAGUUCGCACUGGCACCUACCGCCAGCUCUUCCACCCUGAGCAACUCAUCACAGGCAAGGAAGAUGCUGCCAAUAACUAUGCCCGAGGGCACUACACCAUUGGCAAGGAGAUCAUUGACCUCGUGUUGGACCGAAUUCGCAAGCUGGCCGACCAGUGCACGGGUCUCCAGGGCUUCUUGGUUUUCCACAGCUUUGGUGGGGGAACUGGUUCUGGGUUCACCUCCCUGCUCAUGGAACGUCUCUCAGUUGAUUAUGGCAAGAAGUCCAAGCUGGAGUUCUCCAUUUACCCGGCGCCCCAGGUUUCCACAGCUGUAGUUGAGCCCUACAACUCCAUCCUCACCACCCACACCACCCUGGAGCACUCUGAUUGUGCCUUCAUGGUAGACAAUGAGGCCAUCUAUGACAUCUGUCGUAGAAACCUUGAUAUUGAGCGUCCAACCUAUACUAACCUGAAUAGGUUAAUAGGUCAAAUUGUGUCCUCCAUCACUGCUUCCCUGAGAUUUGAUGGAGCCCUGAAUGUUGACCUGACAGAAUUCCAGACCAACCUGGUGCCCUAUCCCCGCAUCCACUUCCCUCUGGCCACAUAUGCCCCUGUCAUCUCUGCCGAGAAAGCCUACCAUGAACAGCUUUCUGUAGCAGAGAUCACCAAUGCUUGCUUUGAGCCAGCCAACCAGAUGGUGAAAUGUGACCCUCGCCAUGGUAAAUACAUGGCUUGCUGCCUGUUGUACCGUGGUGACGUGGUUCCCAAAGAUGUCAAUGCUGCCAUUGCCACCAUCAAGACCAAGCGUACCAUCCAGUUUGUGGAUUGGUGCCCCACUGGCUUCAAGGUUGGCAUCAACUACCAGCCUCCCACUGUGGUGCCUGGUGGAGACCUGGCCAAGGUACAGAGAGCUGUGUGCAUGCUGAGCAACACCACAGCCAUUGCUGAGGCCUGGGCUCGCCUGGACCACAAGUUUGACCUGAUGUAUGCCAAGCGUGCCUUUGUUCACUGGUACGUGGGUGAGGGGAUGGAGGAAGGCGAGUUUUCAGAGGCCCGUGAGGACAUGGCUGCCCUUGAGAAGGAUUAUGAGGAGGUUGGUGUGGAUUCUGUUGAAGGAGAGGGUGAGGAAGAAGGAGAGGAAUACUAAAGUUAAAAUGUCACAAAGGUGCUGCUUUUACAGGGAAGCUUAUUCUGUUUUAAACAUUGAAAAGUUGUGGUCUGAUCAGUUAAUUUGUAUGUAGCAGUGUAUGCUCUCAUAUACAAUUACUGACCUAUGCUUUAAAACAUGAAUGCUUUGUUACAGACCCAAGCUGUCCAUUUCUGUCAUGGGUUUUGAAUAAAGUAUUCCCUGUCUUAAA